ACAAAAUUAUAACAACAGCCACGAAGAAGCAGCGGUGGUCCAGUUCCUGGUUCGGCUGUCUCCCCUCUCUUGUUUAUCGAUCAUCGCUCUCCACAUCCCGUCAACAUGUUUAAGGGGCUCGGGACGUGGCUCGGUCUGGAGCGGGCGGAGGAUCCCCCAAGGAGCGGCGACCGUGACCUGUCCAGCCCGGAAGAACGGAUUGUGCAACAACAGAACGAAGUUAACAAACAGCGAACUGAGGAAGACCCGACCGGGACCCAGGAGACCUCCCCGACCGGGACCCAGGAGAUCUCCCCGACCCGGAGCCGGGAGUCCCAGCGGGAUCAGGGACUUGGUGACUACAUCUUCAGCUUUGCCACCAGUGCCACCAAGAAGAUCUCCGAGUCGGUGUCGGGGACGGCGCAGAGUCUGAAGAGGAGCGUGGAGGACGGCAGCAUCGACGGCAUCCUUGACAAGACGUUUCUGGGAGAGUUCCAGAAGGAGCAGGAGAAGUUUGUCCAAGAAAACAAAGCCAAAAGAUCUGACGCAGCCGUGCCUCCUUGGGUGGGCUACAAUGAAGAGGAGACCAUCCAGCAGCAGAUCCUGGCUCUAUCAGCGGACCGGAGGAACUUCCUGCGGGACCCUCCGGCUGGCGUCCAGUUCACCUUCGACAUGGAGCUCAUGUCCCCGCUGGCCUGCGUGAUGCUGGAGGAGGACCAGCUGCUCAACCGCAUGCGCUUCGACCUGGUGCCCAAGCAUGUGAAGGAGGACGUGUUCUGGAGGAACUACUUCUACCGAGUGUCUCUGGUGAAGCAGGCGGCCCAGCUCACCGCCCUGGCGGCCCAGCAGCAGGGAGAUGGGGAGAGGGCAGCCGGCCUCUCCCCCCAGGAGGGCCUCUCCACAGAAAAUCUGCAAGCCAAGAGCCCCCCUGCCUCCAUCGGAGAGGAGCGGAAGGCCCCGGCGAGGGAGGAGGAGGAGCAGCAGGAGGAGGAGGAGGAGGAGGGCCGCAGCAGUCCCGGCGUGUCAGAGUUUGUGAGCGAUGCGUAUGACGGAGCGGCGCUCGACCAGGAGGACCUCAGGAAGGAGAUAAAGCAGCUGGUGCUGGAGCCCGCCAAGACCCCCUCGCCCGACGAGGAGCCGGCGGACUGGGAGAAGGAGCUGCAGCAGGAGCUGCAGGAGUACGAAGUUGUCCCCGAGUCAGACAACAAGGACGACCAGUGGGACCAGGAGAUCGAGAAGAUGCUGCAGGACAGCUAGACUCUGGAGCCAGGACCUCCUCCUCUGGGAUCCUGGAACUCCUCCUCUGGGCUCCUGGACCUCCUCCUCUGGGCUCCUGGUCCUCCUCCUCUGGUCCUCCUCCUCUGGUCCUCCUCCUCUGGGGCCCCUCGGAGGAGGACGGAAUACCCAAACACCAAACUGCAGUUUGGGAGUCUCUCUCUCUCUCUGGCUCUCUCUCAGGGGGGGGUUCCACCUGCUCAUCAUGAAGGCCUUGUGGCUCUCUUCUUUAUGAGUGCAUUUUAACGCUUUUCAGCAAUCUCUUCUUUUCGUGAAGAUCAAUGUAAUGAUGAGGUGGAACAGCUAGGGGGCGCUGUGGAGAUGAUAGCAGCCGUGUUCUGGUAGAGGAUUCUGCUGUGUUGAGUUCCAGGCUAUUUUAGAUCCAUCGCUGAUUCUGUUGCACACUGAAGGGCUGCGGUUCAUUCCAGCAUAGUGUUUAUAGUUCCAUAACUUCAGAUGAUCAAGAGUCUGUCCCCGAACCGCUUCAGUGCACAGUGUUGUUCUGGAUCUGGGUGGCUAUCUGGUCUGUUCCUGUUUCUUGUUAGUUUUCCUCCAACCCGUUUCCAACGUCUACACUAGAUAUUAAACCCAAAGGGUCUAUUUCCUAAUUCCUUUGUUAUGCUACACAAAUUAUACUUGGGUUAAGCUAUCAAUGUAUGAAAUAUGGGAUUUUGCUUAAUAAGUCUGAAAGUUGAUAUGAAAAACUCUAAUAAUAAACAUUAGUAUACAUCCA
Molecule: messenger RNA, 1987 nt
Organism: Gadus chalcogrammus (walleye pollock)
Lineage: Eukaryota; Metazoa; Chordata; Actinopteri; Gadiformes; Gadidae
Gene: syap1
Product: synapse associated protein 1
Exons: 9
Coding region: 106-1236 (376 amino acids)
Cellular component (GO): synapse; cytoplasm
Source: RefSeq, a predicted model, not a curated record